Molecule: messenger RNA, 6097 nt
Organism: Tachyglossus aculeatus (Australian echidna)
Lineage: Eukaryota; Metazoa; Chordata; Mammalia; Monotremata; Tachyglossidae
Gene: SMARCA2
Product: SWI/SNF related, matrix associated, actin dependent regulator of chromatin, subfamily a, member 2
Exons: 36
Coding region: 510-5222 (1570 amino acids)
Biological process (GO): chromatin remodeling; positive regulation of transcription by RNA polymerase II
Cellular component (GO): RSC-type complex; nucleus
Molecular function (GO): ATP binding; DNA binding; histone binding
Source: RefSeq, a predicted model, not a curated record
UCACAGCGGCGAAACACACACACACAGACACACACAGACAUGUUUGAUCGUUCUGAUAUGAGAGCUGGGGAGAGACAGGCCUAGAGCCCCCGUGAGCUAUGCCCCUCGUCCGCCAACGACAGCCACCCACCCCUGCUGCCCCUUUGCGGUUCCACCGCCUCCAGCCCAGAGUGUUUCCGAAUUGCCGUCUUUCGCCAGCCUGAUGGGUUUUCACGACUCGGGAUCAUUAUCUUAUGGACUGGUGCCAUCGUUACCCCCAGUUGAGGAUGGCGUAGGCUCUUCGGCAUUCACAUGAACAUCAGGCGACUACUGCGUUUUUCUGACAUGUAGAGGAAAGUUGAGGUGGUAUCUUUGAAAAGAACAGACUGAAGACAUUUAAUCGCCCAUCAGAGACAUUUCAUCUCCCAUCAUUUAGUAAAGACAAGAAACAGUCUACACUCCCUAGAUGGGGGGGGAGAAGACCACCCCUAAAGCAUUUCCCUGGUGUCUGGAAGAGAGACGGGAGAUAGAUGUCCACCCCAACGGAUCCAGGUGCCAUGCCUCACCCUGGGCCUUCACCAGGGCCAGGCCCCUCCCCUGGACCGAUUCUGGGACCUAGUCCAGGACCGGGACCGUCACCGGGGUCGGUUCACAGCAUGAUGGGACCAAGUCCUGGGCCACCAAGUGCCCCACAUCCAUUGCCAACGAUGGGGUCUGCUGAUUUUCCACAGGAAGGCAUACACCAAAUGCAUAAGGCCAUUGAUGGCAUGCAUGACAAAGGAAUGGUUGAAGAGAUGCAUUGUAGCUCCAUGAAGGGCACUGGUAUGCGACCACCUCAUCCUGGAAUGGGCCCUCCUCAGAGUCCAAUGGAUCAGCAUAGUCAAGGUUACAUGUCUCCACACCCGUCCCCCUUGGGAGCGCCAGAGCAUGUGUCCAGUCCCAUGUCAGGAGGGGGUCCAACUCCCCCCCAGAUGCCGCCAAGUCAACCGGGACCCAUGAUACCGGGAGACCCACAAGCGAUGAGCCAGCCCACCAGAGGUCCUUCGCCUUUCAGUUCGGUACAAUUGCAUCAGCUCAGAGCUCAAAUUUUAGCUUACAAAAUGUUGGCGAGGGGCCAGCCACUUCCUGAAACCCUGCAGCUUGCCGUUCAGGGGAAGAGGACAUUGCCUGGCAUUCAGCAGCAGCAACCGCCUCUUGUUAACUACAACAGACCAUCUGGUAUCGGGAUGCAUCCAAUUGCAGGUCCAGGUCCAGCUGGGGGACCUCCAUCUGGAAUGCCAGGACACACAGCUACAAUGACUCCUAAACCAUGGACUGAAGGCCAGGCCCCAGAUAUGAGUGGUAGCAAUCCACCCCAGAAGCUUGCAGUUCCUCCUCCAAGUGGAAGACCGUCACCUGCUCCUCCACCUGCGCAGCCUGCUGUUGCUAUGCCUGGACCUUCUGUAUCCCAGCCGACUCCUGGGCAGCCUUCACCUAUUGUCCAACUCCAGCAAAAGCAGAACCGUAUCAGUCCCAUUCAGAAACCGCAAGGACUGGAUCCUGUCGAAAUACUCCAGGAGCGAGAAUAUAGACUUCAGGCUCGCAUAGCUCACAGAAUCCAAGAGUUAGAGAAUUUACCUGGUUCUUUGCCACCAGAUUUACGAACCAAAGCUACAGUGGAACUGAAGGCUCUGAGGUUACUGAAUUUCCAGCGUCAGCUAAGACAAGAGGUAGUGGCCUGCAUGCGUCGUGACACAACCCUGGAGACUGCUCUCAACUCCAAAGCUUACAAACGCAGCAAGCGGCAAACUCUGCGAGAAGCCCGCAUGACCGAAAAACUUGAGAAGCAACAGAAGAUUGAGCAAGAGAGGAAGCGCAGACAGAAGCACCAGGAAUAUCUGAACAGCAUAUUGCAGCAUGCAAAAGAUUUUAAGGAAUAUCAUCGGUCUGUGGCCGGGAAAAUUCAGAAACUUUCGAAAGCUGUGGCAACUUGGCAUGCUAACACUGAACGGGAGCAGAAGAAAGAAACAGAACGAAUUGAAAAGGAAAGAAUGAGGAGACUCAUGGCUGAAGAUGAAGAAGGCUACCGGAAAUUGAUUGACCAAAAGAAGGACAGGCGUUUGGCUUAUCUUCUACAGCAGACAGAUGAGUAUGUGGCAAACUUGACUAAUUUGGUAUGGGAGCACAAGCAAGCACAAGCAGCCAAAGAAAAGAAGAAGAGGCGGCGAAGAAAGAAGAAAGCAGAAGAGAAUGCAGAAGGAAUGGAAUCUGGCCUCGGACCGGAUGGAGAGCCUAUAGAUGAAAGCAGUCAAAUGAGUGACCUUCCUGUCAAAGUGACUCAUACUGAAACGGGCAAAGUUCUGCUUGGACCAGAAGCACCUAAAGCAAGUCAGUUAGAUGCUUGGUUGGAAAUGAAUCCUGGUUAUGAAGUUGCUCCUCGAUCUGAUAGUGAGGAAAGUGAUUCUGAAUACGAGGAAGAGGAUGAUGAAGAGGAGUCAAGUAGACAAGAAACUGAAGAGAAGAUACUCUUGGAUCCAAAUAGUGAAGAGGUUUCUGAAAAAGAUGCUAAACAGAUCAUUGAGACAGCCAAACAAGAUGUGGACGAUGAAUACAGCAUGCAGUAUAGUGCUAGAGGGUCCCAGUCCUACUAUACCGUAGCGCAUGCGAUAGCGGAGAAGGUGGAGAAGCAGUCGGCUCUUCUCAUUAAUGGCUCACUAAAGCAUUAUCAGCUCCAGGGCCUGGAAUGGAUGGUGUCGCUGUAUAAUAACAAUUUGAAUGGAAUUUUAGCUGAUGAAAUGGGGUUAGGAAAGACCAUACAAACUAUUGCACUCAUCACUUAUCUGAUGGAGCACAAAAGACUCAAUGGCCCCUAUCUCAUCAUCGUUCCCCUUUCGACUUUAUCUAACUGGACAUAUGAAUUUGACAAAUGGGCUCCUUCUGUGGUGAAAAUUUCUUACAAGGGCACACCAGCCAUGCGGCGUUCCCUUGUUCCUCAGCUCCGGAGUGGGAAGUUUAAUGUCCUUUUGACUACUUAUGAGUACAUUAUUAAGGACAAGCACAUUCUUGCCAAGAUUCGAUGGAAAUAUAUGAUAGUUGAUGAAGGCCAUCGAAUGAAGAAUCAUCACUGCAAGUUGACUCAGGUCUUGAACACCCACUAUGUGGCUCCAAGAAGGAUACUCUUGACUGGGACCCCACUGCAAAAUAAACUGCCUGAACUUUGGGCCCUUCUCAACUUUCUCCUUCCCACCAUCUUCAAGAGCUGCAGCACAUUUGAACAGUGGUUCAAUGCUCCAUUUGCCAUGACUGGAGAAAGGGUGGAUUUGAAUGAAGAAGAAACUAUUUUGAUCAUCCGGCGUCUCCACAAAGUGCUUAGACCCUUCUUGCUGAGGAGACUGAAAAAGGAAGUUGAAUCCCAGCUGCCAGAAAAGGUGGAAUAUGUGAUCAAAUGUGACAUGUCCGCUCUGCAGAAGAUUCUGUAUCGCCAUAUGCAAGCCAAGGGAAUUCUUCUCACAGAUGGUUCGGAGAAAGACAAGAAGGGGAAAGGAGGGGCUAAGACUCUUAUGAACACAAUCAUGCAACUAAGAAAGAUAUGCAAUCACCCAUAUAUGUUUCAGCACAUUGAGGAGUCCUUUGCUGAACAUCUGGGCUACUCAAGUGGUGUCAUCAAUGGAGCCGAGUUAUAUCGGGCCUCAGGGAAGUUUGAACUACUUGAUCGGAUUCUACCAAAGUUAAGAGCCACUAACCACCGUGUAUUACUCUUCUGCCAAAUGACUUCACUCAUGACCAUUAUGGAGGACUACUUUGCUUUUCGGAACUUCCUUUACCUACGCCUUGAUGGCACUACAAAGUCAGAAGAUCGUGCUGCAUUGCUGAAGAAGUUCAAUGACCCUGGUUCACAGUUCUUCAUCUUUUUACUGAGCACGAGGGCAGGAGGUCUGGGAUUGAAUCUUCAGGCAGCUGACACUGUUGUCAUUUUUGACAGUGACUGGAAUCCUCACCAGGACUUGCAAGCCCAAGAUAGAGCUCACCGGAUUGGUCAGCAGAACGAGGUUCGCGUACUAAGGUUGUGCACCGUAAAUAGUGUGGAGGAAAAGAUUCUGGCCGCUGCCAAAUACAAGCUCAAUGUAGACCAGAAGGUUAUUCAGGCUGGCAUGUUUGAUCAAAAAUCUUCAAGCCACGAGCGGAGGGCUUUUCUACAAGCCAUAUUGGAGCAUGAGGAGGAAAAUGAGGAAGAAGAUGAAGUUCCUGAUGACGAGACUUUGAAUCAGAUGAUUGCUCGACGGGAGGAAGAAUUUGAUCUCUUUAUGCGUAUGGACAUGGACCGACGCAGGGAGGAUGCCCGAAAUCCAAAGCGCAAGCCGCGCUUGAUGGAGGAAGAUGAGCUUCCCUCUUGGAUCAUUAAAGAUGAUGCUGAAGUGGAAAGGCUUACUUGUGAAGAAGAGGAAGAAAAAAUAUUUGGUCGAGGGUCCCGCCAGCGCAGGGAUGUGGACUACAGUGAUGCCCUCACCGAGAAGCAGUGGCUACGGGCAAUUGAAGACGGCAAUUUGGAAGAAAUGGAAGAGGAAGUGCGGCUUAAAAAACGGAAAAGACGAAGAAAUGUGGAGAAAGAUCCUGGGAAAGAGGAUGUGGAGAAAGCUAAGAAGAGAAGGGGCAGACCUCCAGCUGAGAAAUUGUCACCUAACCCACCCAAACUGACAAAGCAGAUGAAUGCCAUUAUUGAUACUGUAAUAAACUACAAAGACAGUUCAGGACGUCAGCUAAGUGAGGUCUUCAUUCAGCUCCCAUCCAGGAAAGAAUUGCCAGAAUACUAUGAAUUAAUUAGGAAGCCAGUGGACUUCAAAAAAAUAAAGGAAAGAAUCCGGAAUCACAAGUACCGGAGCCUCAGUGAUUUGGAGAAAGAUGUCAUGCUACUUUGUCACAACGCCCAGACCUUCAACUUAGAAGGAUCACAGAUCUAUGAGGAUUCCAUUGUUCUCCAGUCAGUGUUCAAGAGUGCCCGGCAGAAAAUUGCCAAAGAGGAGGAGAGUGAGGAUGAAAGCAACGAUGAUGACGAGGACGACGACGAAGAUGAAUCCGAGUCUGAAUCAAAAUCUGUAAAAGUGAAGAUUAAGCUCAACAAGAAAGACGAGAAAAGCCGAGACAAAGGGAAAGGCAAGAAAAGGCAGAGCCGAGGCAAAGCUAAACCUGUUGUGAGUGACUAUGAUAGUGAUGAGGAACAGGAUGAAAAUGAUCAAUCAGAAGCAAGUGGAACUGAUGACGAGUGAGCCACCUAGUGCUUAUUUUCGGGUCAGAACUGAACUCCUUCCUCCCUUCUCUCAUUUACACCCAGUAAAUUCAUCCUGUUAGCUAGACAUUGAGUUGUUUCUGUAUUCUCUUCAACUAUAAGAAUAGCUUUAGAAUAGUGCCAGACAAACAUAUGAUAUCAUAGUGUAAAAAAGAAAAAAGAAAAAAAAAUUUGUAGCAUAUUGUGACCAAAUGGGCCUCAAAGUUUCAAAUAAAAAAAAAAAGCUUUUGAUGGAAAAUAUGUGGGUUGAUAGUAUAUUUGUAUGGGUCGGGUUUAGUUUAGUAAUGGUUUGGUUGUGCCUGAUUUUAUCACCUGAUCAGAUGCUCUAAAACGGCUUAGCAUCGGAAAGAUGAAAAAUGUGUUUUUUGUAGCACUAAUAACCAGGAGGAGCCAUUAAAAGCCACUGGUUAUUUUAUUUUUCAUCAGGCAAAUUUUCAAGGUUUUUAUUUGUUCUGUAUUGUUUUUUACACUGUGGUACAUAUAUGCAACUUUGUUUAAUAGCUGAUAAGUGUACAGUAGGUAGAUUUCACCCACCUUACCCCAUAUACGUUUUUCCACUUUAUGCGCAGUGAUCUCUGGAAAAAAUGCUUUUUGAAUUGUAUCAGAUUUAUGUCUACUGUAAACUUUGCUCUUUUUUGCUCUUGAUUAAAAACAACCUGUUGGAUUGAAAAAUGCUAUUGAAUAUUGCAAUCUAUAUAGUGUAAUGGAUGGCUUCUUUCAUCAAACUGAUCUUCUUUGUUACCAGUGUGGAUUAUCACCUUUUCCCUAAAGUGUACUUAAUCUUUGCUUUCUUUGCACAAUGUCUUUGGUUGCAAGUCAUAAGCCUGAGGCAAAUAAAAUUCCAGUAAUUUUGAA